AUGUGCUCAUUAUUUGUGUUUUAUAAUUAUGAUCAUCAAAGGAGUGAAGGUGAACUAGUGCAGCACAUUGUUGAAGAUGUUUUGGCAAAACUAGACAGUACAGUCUUGUCUAUUACUGAAUUUCCAGUUGGAUUGGAAUCCCGCGUGCAAGAAGUGAAUGACUUUAUUGAAAAUAAACUAAAGAAAGUUUGUGUGAUAGGGAUAUGGGGGAUGGGUGGAUCCGGUAAAACAACCACAGCUAAAGCUAUCUACAAUCAAAUUCACCAUAAAUUUGUUGAUAGAUGUUUUGUUGAAAAUGUUAGAGAAGUAUGUGAAAAGGAAAAUAGAGGGAUUAUUCAUUUGCAACAACAACUACUUUCAGAUAUCCUGAGCACAAAGGAGAAAAUACAUAGCAUUGCAUUAGGAACAACUAAGAUUGAGAAAAGAUUUCAAGCAAAAAAGGCACUCAUUGUACUAGAUGAUGUGACCACAUUCGAACAAUUAAAAUCUCUCUGUGGAAAUCCUAAAUUGUUUUGUCCGGGAAGUGUAUUAAUUGUUACAACUAGAGAUGUACACCUACUUAAUUUAUUUAAGGUUGAUUAUGUAUGCACAAUGAAAGAAAUGAACGAAAAUGAGUCCCUUGAGCUUUUCUGUUGGCAUGCUUUUAGAAAACCUAAUCCAAUCAAAGACUUCCAUGAGCUCUCAAGAAAUGUAGUUGCUUAUUGUGGAGGAUUACCGGUUGCUCUUGAAGUCCUUGGUUCUUCCUUAUAUGAGAGAACAAAAGAAGAAUGGAUAAGUGUACUGUCAAAACUAAAGAGAAUUCCCAAUGAUCAAGUGCAAGAAAAGUUGAGAAUAAGUUAUGAUGGUUUAAAGGAUGAUAUGGAAAAGGAUAUAUUUCUUGACAUAUGUUGUUUCUUUAUCGGCAAGGACAGAGGUGAUGUUACAGAAAUAUUAAAUGGAUGUGGACUUUAUGCCGGUAUUGGAAUAACUGUCCUUGCAGAGAAGAGCCUUGUAAAAAUUGGAAAGAAUAACAAGCUUGGAAUGCAUGAUUUAAUAAGAGACAUGGGAAGAGAAAUUGUUCGUGAAAGUUCAGCAAAAGAGCCUGGCAAGCGAAGUAGGUUGUGGUUUCGUGAGGAUGUACAUGACGUGUUGACAAAAAAUACGGGAACAGAAACUGUUGAGGGAUUGGUUUUGAAGGUGCAAAGAACCAAUAGAGUCAUCUUAACUAGGGACUCUUUCAAGGGUAUGAGGAAACUGAGACUUUUAGAACUUGAUCAUGCUGUCCUCACUGGAGGUUAUAUGUAUCUUUCCAAAGAACUAAGGUGGGUCUCCUGGCAAGGAUUUACCUUCAACUAUUUACCCGACGACUUUUAUCAGGGAAAUCUAGUUGUUAUUGAUGUAAAAUACAGUAGUAUCAAACAAGUGUGGAAGGAAGCCAAGUUGUUGGAUAAACUAAAAAUUCUGAAUGUCAGUUAUUCUAGAUACUUGAAAAGCACCCCUGAUUUUUCAAAAUUGCCAAAUCUAGAAAAGCUUAUUAUGAAGAAUUGUCCAUGUUUGUCCGAGGUACACCCGUCCAUCGGAGAUCUCAAGAAUAUUCUUCUAAUAAAUUUGAAGGACUGUACUGAUCUAGUAAACCUCCCAAGGAAGAUCUAUCAAUUGAAAACUUUGAAAACUCUCAUACUUUCUGGUUGUUCAAAGAUUGACAAGUUGGAAGAAGACAUAGUGCAGAUGGAAUCUUUGACGGCGCUGAUUGCAAAAGGUACAUCGGUAAAGCAAGUUCCCUAUUCAUUACUAAGAUUGAAAAGCAUUGGAUAUAUAUCCCUGUGUGGAUAUGAAGGAUUAUCACUUCAUGUAUUUCCUUCUCUCAUUUGGUCUUGGAUGUCAUCAACUGUAAAUUCCCUACCUCGUACUUCUCCAUUAAGAGGCAUUUCAUUGUCUUUAGUUUCCUUGGAUGUAAAGAAUAAUAAUAUGGGUUAUCAAUCAUCAAUGCUGGCCAGCUUGUCAAAACUUAGAAGUGUUUGGGUUCAAUGUCAGUCAGAGAUUCAACUAUCUCGAGAAUUAAGAAAGUUUGUUGAUGAUCUAUAUGAUGUGGACGAGUUGAAAACAACAUCUCAUGGAUCACAAAUCUCAAAUCUUCCUUUUAGGUCACUUUUGAUUGGAAUGGGAAGUUUCCAGUCAGUAAUUGACACUCUUGGCCAGAGAAUAUCACAGGGAUUGACAACCAAUGAUUCCAGUAACUUUUUCCUUCCGGGUGACAACUAUCCUUCUUGGUUAGCCUAUAAAGGUGAAGGAACUUCUGUACUUUUUCGAGUUCCUGAGGAUAGUGAUGGUAGCAUGAAAGGGAUAAUCUUAUGUGUUGUUUAUUCAUCACCAUCUGAAAACAUGGUAUCUGAAUGUCUUGCUAGUGUCUUGGUUAUUAAUUACACAAAGUGCACCAUAAAGAUAUACAAGCGAGACACGAUAAUGUCUUUUAAUGAUGAAGAUUGGAAGGGUUUAACAUCAAAUCUAGAGCCCGGCAACAAUGUAGAGAUAUUUGUAGCUUUUGGGCGUGGAUUGAUUGUUAAGGUGACAGCUGCCUAUCUAAUAUACGAUCAUUUAGUUACUACGGAAGUUGACCCAUCAAUUAACAUUGAAAUGGAGCCACCACAAGAAGAUCAGUUGCAGCCACCGCCUAAUGCUAAAAUGGAGCUAUCAUCGAAUGUGAAAAUGGAAACAUCUCGGAAGCCAAAUAAAUAUAUCUUUACAAGACUUGCAAAGAGAAUAAGACAAUGUUUGUGCUUGAACUGA
Molecule: messenger RNA, 2766 nt
Organism: Lathyrus sativus (Indian pea)
Lineage: Eukaryota; Viridiplantae; Streptophyta; Magnoliopsida; Fabales; Fabaceae
Source: the annotation of a GenBank genome assembly